Messenger RNA from Pezoporus flaviventris, 1514 nucleotides. Its product is annotated as olfactory receptor 14C36-like. Gene Ontology annotation, molecular function: olfactory receptor activity; G protein-coupled receptor activity. The record is from RefSeq and is a predicted model, not a curated record. The transcript is spliced from 2 exons. Gene Ontology annotation, biological process: G protein-coupled receptor signaling pathway. Gene Ontology annotation, cellular component: membrane. NCBI's taxonomy places the organism in Eukaryota, Metazoa, Chordata, Aves, Psittaciformes, Psittacidae. The coding region runs from base 341 to 1513 and encodes 390 amino acids.
ACAUGUUCUAAGGGACGUGAGUGAUGUGCUGGCUUGCCAGUGUUUGGUUAAUGGUGGACUCGAUGUUCUUAAGGGUCUUUUUCAACCUAAAUGUUUUCAUGAUUCUACACAAUGCUGUUGUUUCGACCAAACUCUGUCUCUCAUCAGAGGAAUGACACUGCAGGAAGGCAGUGUGUCUGCCAGCUGAGGGAGGGAACAUCAGUGCUAGCUUCAGGCUGUUUCCCAUGGUGUCCCCUGGAGCCCAAGGGGGACCUGGAGGGAGCCCAGAGGGGCAAAGGCAGAGCCGCCUUGGGCUGGACCUCUGCUGCUGAGGUGGGCUGGGCUCCUGGGACACAGAUAGAUGCUGGCAAGCGGGCAGAGCUGCAGAGAGACAACUAUGCCCAGGAGCAGGACUGAGGCACUGCCUGCAGGCACCCAGGGGAAAACUGCGAGCCUCAGAGAGCUUAAAGGCACUUGGCAGUGGAGGAUGCUGAGAGCUCCCUGCAGGAGAAACCUUCCCAGCCCUGUGCACGUGCCCCAUGCCCAGAGGCAGCAGAUGUCCAACAGCAGCUCCAUCACCCAGUUCCUCCUCCUGCCGUUCGCACACACGCGGGACUUGCAACUCUGCCACUUCUGGCUCUUCCUGGGCAUCUCCCUGGCUGCGCUCCUGGGCAACGGCCUCAUCAUCACCAGCACAGCCUGCGACCAGCACCUCCACACCCCCAUGUACUUCUUCCUCCUCAACCUCUCCCUGCUGGACCUGGGCUGCAUCUCCACAACUGUCCCCAAAUCCAUGGCCAAUUCCUUCUGGGACACCAGGGUCAUCUCCUACACAGGUUGUGCUGCACAGCUCUUUUUCUUUCUCUUUUUUAUAUUAGCUGAGUUUUAUCUUCUCACUGCCAUGUCCUACGACCGCUACGUGGCCAUCUGCAAGCCCCUGCAUUAUGGGACCCUCCUGGGCAGCAGAGCUUGUGUCCACAUGGCAGCAGCUGCCUGGGGCGCUGGGUUUCUCAGUGCUCUGCUACACACAGCCAAUACAUUUUCACUACCCCUCUGCCGAGGUAAUGCUGUGGAGCAGUUCUUCUGUGAAAUCCCCCAGAUCCUCAAGCUCUCCUGCUCACAUUCCUACCUCAGGGAAGUUGGGCUGCUUGUGCUAAGUUGCUUUGUAGGGUUUGGAUGUUUUGUUUUCAUUGUGGGGUCCUAUGUGCAGAUCUUCAGGGCCGUGCUUAGGCUCCCCUCUGAGCAGGGACGCCAGAAAGCCUUUUCCACCUGUGUCCCUCACUUGGCUGUUCUCUUCCUUCUUGUCAGCACUGGUACCUUUGCCUACCUGAAGCCCCCCUCCAUCUCCUUCCCAUCUCUGGAUCUGGUGGUGUCAGUGCUGUACUCAGUGGUGCCUCCAGCAGUGAAUCCCCUCAUCUACAGCCUGAGGAACCAGGAGCUCAAGGAUGCUGUGAGGAAGCUGGUGACUGCAGGUGUUUCAGCAGCCAUACACUGCCUGCUUUACCCUGUAAAGGGCUUCCAUUUUAGGUCAUGAC